Purpureocillium takamizusanense is the source of this 480-nucleotide messenger RNA. RefSeq lists its product as uncharacterized. The record is from RefSeq and is a predicted model, not a curated record. The coding region runs from base 1 to 480 and encodes 159 amino acids. Lineage: Eukaryota; Fungi; Ascomycota; Sordariomycetes; Hypocreales; Ophiocordycipitaceae. The transcript has 2 exons.
AUGUACUUAGCUCAACUCCGCAUCCGUUGGUAUAAACAGUCGCGGGCCGGGCGACGGGCGGGCUUGGACGAAAUUUAUCUCUCGCUGUCUGCCUACACCAGACAGACACCUUUUCGACUCGUCUGCGCCAGCCCCGCAAUAACUCAUCGAACCGCUGCCUCGUCAAGCAUGGAACACGCCAACAGCUCUUCAGACGUAGAAGAGUCGAGCAAUGGAGGGAUGCUCGGCGAUUCGAUGUUUCAUGCUUCGCAAACGAGGAAUAUGAGCGCUGAUGAGUCGGCAUCGCUGGCCCGGAAGCUGUACAACGAGGGGAGACCGGUGUUUACUCGCGAGAUGUUCGAGGAUGCGCAACGGCAGAUCGAUGAGCUCAAGUCGGGCCCCGCCCCACACUUCACGAUGCUUUCUGUCAUUGGCAUGGACGGCAAGCGAUACCCAAACCCAUGGGGGACCUGUGUCAUCGACGACGAAGGCGACGUUUAG